AUCGCGACUCUUCACUUCUGUACGCUACUUUGACGGAUCAAGAUUUAUUCAUACUACUGCGCUAAACAUUUAACCAUUUCUUGUCAGUAAGAAUUGUUCAGUUUGUGAAUACUCACGUGUUUAUCAUGAAGGAGUGGAAAGAUGGAAAAGACGUAGAAACUUUAGAAGAAGGAUUACAACAGGAGAAACAAGAAUUUAUAAGUAAGCUCAAAUAUAACACCAAUUGUUGCAAGCAAUGGACACGAUGCAUCAGAUUGAUAUUUUUGUUACAAUUAACGUUAUUCCUCGGAUGGGGUUGUUACAUGAUCUUACAGAAUUAUAAUUUCCGAGUAACGGAAAAUGAGACUGCAGAUAUCACUCGUGAAAGAUAUUUACCACUAGUGUCCAAAAUACAGAAAUCACAUCCAACUGAAAAAAUGUCUGCGACAUUUGUCAAACCUGAAAUUACAGAUGAGCUAAAUAAUAAUUUUCUAAAAGGAUUGAAAGAACCAGAUUUAAUGCCAAGCAAGACAAUUGAAAUAGAUGUAGACAGCAGUAUGCAAACGAGUACGCAGAAUUCUAUUAGCAUGUCAAAUAAGAAUAUAAUGGAAGCAAGUGACAUCAAUAAUCCACUGAUGACAUCGUCAGAAGACAAAAAACUUUUGAAGAUAAUAAUGUCAUGGGGAAAUAAGAAUAUAAUGGAAGCAAGUGACAUCAAUAAUCCACUGAUGACAUCGUCAGAAGACAAAAAACUUUUGAAGAUAAUAAUGUCAUGGGGAAAUUUUCCGCUCGAAAACAGCGAUAUUACCUUUAAUAACAACGAAGAAUCUAAUAUCAGGAAACAAUUUCUUGAAAACAAUAUAGCGAUUAUUGACUUAAACAAGUUUGCAAUUAACAAUGAUUUUACUGAAAAUGUUAAUCCUUUGAUGUUAAAUCAAGAAGAUCGUGCUCCAAAUGCAUUCAAUGAAAUCGAAAGUGUACACUUAAUGAUGAUUCCAAAAGUUGAAGAUGCCGAAGAUUUGACAAAAAGUUUGAAGAAUAGUGCACAAGAUCCGGAACAGAUAUUUCUCGAUAUGUCUGAACAAUUUGCGGUACAAGACGAUCAUAGUGAAAAAAGUUCUUCGAAAGAUGGGACUGAUGAACAAAUCAAUGCAUCUUCACAAUCAGAUUUUGUUAUGUACUCACCUAAUCAAUCGCAUGAAUCUUCUGAUAUGUCCUCAGAACAUUUGAUUCAAAGUUCUUUUGCUUCUCAAAUUGGAUCAAUAGAAGAAUCCUCAAAAAAAAUAAAAAAUAACGUUGAUGAUAAUUUAUGGCCAUUAUUUUUUAAUGAAGAUAAUAAUAAUGCGUAUGAUCCAUAUGUCGAUAUGAAGAAUAGUGCACAAAAUCCGGAACAGAUAUUUCUCGAUAUGUCUGAACAAUUUGCGGUACAAGACGAUCAUAGUGAAAAAAGUUCUUCGAAAGAUGGGACUGAUGAACAAAUCAAUACAUCUUCACAAUCAGAUUUUGUUAUAUAUCCACCUAAUCAAUCGUCUGAAUCUUCUGGUAUGUCCUCAGAACAUUUGAUUCAAUGUGCUUUUGCUUCUCAAAUUGGAUCAAUAGAAGAAUCCUCAAAAAAAAGAAAAAAUAACGCUUGUAAUGUGUUAUUAUUGAUGUCAUUAUUAAGACUAGAAAGGUUUAAUGAAGAUAAAUAUGGUGCGUAUGAUAGCAAUAUGUCGUCCAAAAGCGAUGAGAAUUUUGAUACACGGAUGUCAAUCGUACAAGAUACAAAAGAUGCCGAAGAUUUGACAAAAAAUUUGAAGAAGAUGAGUGUACAAGAUCUGGAACAAAUAUUUCUCGAAACGACUAAACAAUUUGCGAUACAAGACGAUCAUAGUGAAAAAAGUUCUUCAAAAGAUGGGACUGAUGAACAAAUCAAUGCAUCUUCAGAAUCAGAUUCUGUUAUAGACCCACCUAAUCAAUCGUCUGAAUCUUCUGGUAUGUCUUCAGAACAUUUGAUUCAAAGUUUUUUUGAUUUUCAAGAUGGAUCAAUAUUAUCAGAUGAUAAAAUGCCAAAUACUGCAAAAUCUUCGAUAUCUAGUUUUGAAUGGUUGAAUGCGCCCCCUACUUCUGCAGAUAAUCUACAAAGUGGACCGGAAGACAUAUCAGAAUCUAACAAGAAUCUAAAAAGAAAGAGAAGAAAUCCAUCAUUGGAGGAUACGAUUGAGAACACGGAGAUUAUUGAUGCUUUUAUUUCAAAAAAAAAUAAAAUACAUAAUCAAUCUUACUUCAAAAUCAAAAAGAUUGAUUCAGAUAAUUCUGAAAAUGACUCUGAAAUUAGGCGUCAAGAAAGGAUUAUUUUUAAUGCACUUAAUAAUUUUAAGCCAGCCGAUAUUUCAAAAUACAAUUUUAACAUGCCUGAUUACACUUUUAAUGUAAAUGAUAUUGAUAUUGAAAAGAUAGAGGAUGAAUUGAAAUAUGAAACCGUGCAAUUAAAUGAUAAAUUACUUUCUAAUAAGAACUUUGAUAACAAAAUUGAAGAUGUUGAAAUGCACAUUGGAAUUUAGAAUUCUAAGUAAUAAUUUUGUACAAGUUUUACAAACAUACUUUUACAUAUACUAUUAUAAUACGUAUUAAAAAAAUGUUAUCGCGUUUUUUGACUGUUCGUCCCUUUCCUUAUGCGUCGACGUGUGCACGUCGUGUCCGACUCAAAUAAUUCAGAUAAGCAUAAUAUUAAUUAACAUUAAUAAUAGAAGCAUGUUUACACCAUUGUAAUAAUUAUUGCCACUACACUUAA
Messenger RNA from Nylanderia fulva, 2752 nucleotides. RefSeq lists its product as uncharacterized. The record is from RefSeq and is a predicted model, not a curated record. NCBI's taxonomy places the organism in Eukaryota, Metazoa, Arthropoda, Insecta, Hymenoptera, Formicidae.